AUGUCAAAUUUCGAGCAGUUUCACUUUGACUUUUACCAGUCCAAUUACACCAUAGAUGACCAGGAAGAAGGUUACAACGGUUAUGGGUCUACUGAAAACCUCUCUGGAAGCAGAAAGAGCCAGGCAGGAGAGCAACCUCCAGCCAGUGCUUUUGCCCCGUCGGCAAUGCUUCUGCCCUCUCAGAGUUACGUGGGCCAGAUUUUGCAGCCAACAUACAGUCCCAACACUCUCUCUCAUCUUAGUUACUCCGACGGAUUUGACGAGGAACCUCCUUUGCUAGAAGAACUUGGGAUCAAUUUUGAGCAUAUAUGGCAAAAAACGUUAACAGUUCUAAAUCCAAUGAAACCUGCAGAUGGCAGCAUUAUGAACGAGACAGACCUCACCGGACCCAUGGUUUUUUGCUUGGCCCUUGGAGCAACAUUGCUGCUGGCAGGAAAAGUCCAUUUCAGCUAUGUGUACGGCAUGAGCGCCAUUGGGUGCCUUGCUAUGCAUGCCCUACUGAACCUGAUGAGCAUCCCGGGAGUCUCGCAUGGCUGUGUCGCAAGCGUCUUGGGCUAUUGCCUGCUGCCCAUGGUGAUCCUGUCCUCUUCUGCAGUCAUCUUCUCGCUACAGGGGAUCCCGGGAACUUUAUUCGCUCUGUUUAUUAUUGGAUGGUGCAGUUUGUCAGCCUCCAAAAUUUUUACCUCUGCAUUGGCUAUGGAAGGACAGCAGCUUCUCAUUGCGUACCCAUGUGCUUUACUCUAUGGACUUUUUGCGCUUCUAACAGUUUUCUGA
Egretta garzetta (little egret) is the source of this 774-nucleotide messenger RNA. It is a transcript of the gene YIPF7, whose product is annotated as Yip1 domain family member 7. Lineage: Eukaryota; Metazoa; Chordata; Aves; Pelecaniformes; Ardeidae. The record is from RefSeq and is a predicted model, not a curated record. The transcript is spliced from 5 exons. Gene Ontology annotation, cellular component: trans-Golgi network. Gene Ontology annotation, biological process: endoplasmic reticulum to Golgi vesicle-mediated transport; vesicle fusion with Golgi apparatus. The coding region runs from base 1 to 774 and encodes 257 amino acids.